AUGAAAGAAGACAACAAUAAAAAAGUCAAUUUACUUAAACGCAACAAUCUGAAGAGAGUCACAGAAAGUCCUAUAAGCAAGAAAAGAGACAACGAUUACGAAACCACUUUCAGUUACCAAAUUGAAAGAAUAAAAAGAGUUUUAAAGUUUGACCCAAUUCCUUAUACGUUAGAUGAGAUUUUCAAUUCUGAGAAGGAGAGUCAUUUUCGUAAAGCUGAUGGCAAAAUAAAGAGGCCUCCCAACUGUUUUAUCGUCUUUCGUCAAAUUGCGACUACUUUGAUUAAAGAUACUCCAAUGUCCGAUGAUGAUAGAAAAUUUUUUGAUAAUUUGGACCAGCCACUACUCUCAAAGAUUCUUGGGGCUCUGUGGAAAUCUUUUUCUUUAGCUGAGAAGUCUCCUUAUCAAGCAUUAUAUAGUGAAGUGGUUGAAUUACAUAAAUCAUUGUAUCCGGAUUGGAAAUACGCACCGAAAAGGAGUAAAGCAAUUUUCAAAGUUGUUAAAUGUGAUUCGCAUGCUCAAGAACCACCACAAAAUCAAGAACCACAAAAUCAAGAACCACAAUAUGAAGAACUACAAUAUCAAGAACUGCAAUAUCAAGAACCGCAAUAUUAUGAAGACUGCUCGAUCGAAAAUCAAUCAUCAAUUUCUAAAGACAUAGUCGCACAAGAUGAGCUCAUGCAAACUGAAUUCAUGCAAGAUGAACGCAUGCAAUUUGAAUUCACACAAGCUGGGAUCAACCAAACUACCAUUGAACCAAACCUUGAUUUUUUUCUCGUGGAUGAACAACAAGCUAUUUAUCCCACAUACGAACAAUUUACUUAUGAACAAUCCUUUUUUCAAUAG
Messenger RNA from Ambispora leptoticha, 843 nucleotides. The record is from the annotation of a GenBank genome assembly. Lineage: Eukaryota; Fungi; Glomeromycota; Glomeromycetes; Archaeosporales; Ambisporaceae.